GAUAAAUUCACAAUUACAGGCCAGCAGGACAAAGAAGAACGAACCGGAAAAGCGAAAUUCUUCAAAGAAAUGCAAAUAAAAAACCCUUCCUUUCCUCACUAAAACCUUUCCUUCCUUCCAGGUGUCUUAACCAGCAAUGUCUCAAGCCAUUCACCUUCUUCCUCACAACCCUACAGGCUUUGGACUGUCAGAUAGCAGAUGCAUACCUUGCUCUGGAGUUUCAGGACGAGCAGCCUCGUUCUCUUUUCACUCUUUAUGUGCUGAACAUAGAAUCAAUGUACCAGUCAAAUUUAGACCUCUAAACUGUACUUCGUUGGGGGAGUCUUUUACGUGCAAAGCCAGCUCAGGAGGUCACAGGAGAAACCCAGAUUUUCCAAAGCAAAAUAGGCAUGGCUUCUCAAGAAGCAGAAAUAGGCAAAAUGAGGAGAGAGAGAGUCUUGACAAUGUUGAUGAAUCUGAUUUAUUAUUGUCUAAGAAUGGACCAUUACUUUCCAUCUCUAGCACCCCAAAAUCCCAGGCCACCGCUACCCCAGGACCAAGGGAAAAGGAAAUUGUUGAACUUUUCAGAAAGGUUCAAGCUCAGCUUCGGGAGCGAGCAGCAAUGAAAGAAGAGAAGAAAGUGGAAGCUCAAGGACAAACGAAAGGGAGUGAGACAGUAGAUUCUCUUCUUAAGCUAUUGCGAAAGCAUUCCGUGGAACAAGGGAAGAGAAGCAGUGGUGGGGGUGGCAGCAGCAACAAGGACAUCAGUUUUAACCAUGUCAAAGAGAAUGGUCCUUACGAUGAAGGAAGAGGCUCAAGCUUUUUUGGACUAAGUCCCAAUUUGAGGGAGAAGGCCCAAAGACCCGUAUCAAAUUUCCAACGUAGAUCCCCCGUGCCUCGGGUGAAGUACCAACCAAUUUACCCUGGGGAAAGUAUUGUCAACUCGACCAAUGGUAUGAAUUCAAAAGGUGUGAAACCUAAUGGAACUGAUACAGGUUCUCAACUGAAAGGAAAGGUAUGGACUCGGCAAGAGUCGGAACGAGAGCACUGGGAAGAGCUGCAAUCACAAAGGGAGGCAGAACAGGAGCCAGAGCCGGACCAAGAGUUCGAAUUGGAACCAGAGGCUGAAACAUAUGAUCUAGAGCAUGAAGGUGAUGAAAUGGAGCCUGAACUUGUUAAUUUAUUAGGUGUGUCAUCAGACGUCGAUGACACGUUUGAGGAUGAUGUUAAAGACAAUGAGGAAUUUGCAAAGCAUGGUGAACAAGAACAUGAGGACUUGAACUCAUUGAAACUUGCUGAACUGAGGGCGAUUGCCAAAUCUCGUAGUUUGAGAGGGUUUUCGAAGAUGAAGAAGAGCGAGCUCGUGCAAUUGUUAAGCAACGGUCAGUAAGGAUGUCAUACUGGACAGGAACCUCUGGAUUUAGGUUGUUUAGGUGUUUUUUUGUACUUAUUUUUGUUGUGCUUAUCAAUCUGUUUGACUAGUUUUGAGUUAGAAAUUGGUAUUAGCUUUUUACAAACUCUUUCCCAGAUUGUAUAUCAGGCUAAUCUUCGCAGGUUCAGAGUACAAGUCAACAACAAUCUCUUCUUUUAGUUUUUUCUCUUCUAUUCAGACUCUUGUUCACUUAUAGGAACCAUUUUUUAAAGGGAUUUUUAUUGCUAACAUGGUCCUCAAGCGUUUCCAUCA
Messenger RNA from Cucumis sativus (cucumber), 1663 nucleotides. RefSeq names its product rho-N domain-containing protein 1, chloroplastic. The record is from RefSeq and is a predicted model, not a curated record. Bases 137 to 1369 code for a protein of 410 amino acids. NCBI's taxonomy places the organism in Eukaryota, Viridiplantae, Streptophyta, Magnoliopsida, Cucurbitales, Cucurbitaceae. Gene Ontology annotation, biological process: DNA-templated transcription termination. The transcript is spliced from 2 exons.